GGAGUCGGAUUUAUGCGCUGCGAGAGGGUUCGGGACGGGCGGCUGGAGCGGCGGGCGGCGCCGGCUGGAGCAGCAUGGGUGUGAUAGGUGUGCAGUUGGUGGUUACCAUGGUAAUGGCUAGUGUCAUACAGAAGAUCAUACCUCACUAUUCUCUUGCUCGUUGGCUUCUCUGUAGCGGCAGUUUACGAUGGUAUCAACAUCCUACUGAAGAAGAACUACGGAUUCUUGCGGGGAAACAAAGAGGGAAAAGCAAGAAAGAUAGAAAAUAUAAUGGUCACAUUGAAAACAAGCCUUUAACCAUUCCAAAAGAUAUUGAUCUUCAUCUGGAAACGAAGUCUGUGACUGAAAGGGACACUAUUGCAUUACAUUACUUUCCUGAAUAUCAGUGGUUGGUGGAUUUCACUGUUGCAGCUACAGUUGUGUAUGUGGUGACUGAAGUGUAUUACAGCAUUGUGAAGCCCUCACAAGAAAUGAAUAUCAGUGUAGUGUGGUGUCUACUUGUCUUGGCUUUUGCAGUUAAGGUACUAUUUUCAUUGACCACUCAUUACUUCAAAGUAGAGGAAGGAGGUGAAAGAUCAGUCUGUGUCACAUUUGGCUUUUUCUUCUUUGUGAAAGCAAUGGCAAUUUUGAUUGUGACAGAAAACUAUCUAGAGUUUGGGCUGGAAUCAGGAUUCUCAAAUUUCUCAGAAAGUGCUAUGCAGUUCCUUGAAAAGCAGGGUUUGGAAUCCCAGGGUCCUGUGUCUAAACUAACCUUCAAAUUGUUCCUGGCUGUUUUGUGUUCACUUAUUGGUGCUUUUUUGACAUUCCCUGGCUUGCGACUGGCUCAAAUGCAUCUGGAUGCUCUGAAUUUAGCAACAGAAAAAAUAACACAAACACUGCUACAUAUAAACUUCUUGGCACCUUUAUUUAUGGUUCUUCUCUGGGUAAAACCAAUCACUAAGGACUACAUUAUGAACCCACCUUUGGGCAAAGAGAGCAUACCUUUAAUGUCAGAAGACACAUUUGACACCAUGAGAUUGUGGAUUAUAAUCCUGCUGUGUGCUUUACGAUUGGCUAUGAUGCGCAGUCAUUUGCAGGCCUAUCUGAAUUUAGCUCAGAAAAGUGUGGAUCAAAUGAAAAAGGAAGCUGGCAGAAUAAGCACAGUGGAUUUACAAAAAAUGGUGGCUCGAGUAUUCUAUUACCUUUGUGUAAUUGCACUGCAGUAUGUUGCACCACUGGUAAUGCUUCUUCACACGACUCUGCUUUUGAAAACACUAGGUAAUUAUUCUUGGGGCAUCUACCCAGAACUGAGUUCUAACACUCCAGUAGAAAACAGUUUGCUUCAUAAUUCAGCUUAUUCUGAAUCUGUACCUGCUGAUGGAAAGAUGAAAGUAACCGUAGUACAAAUAACAAUGGCUUUGGGAAGCCUAAAGAAUAUUUUCACUCCUCUCCUGUUUCGGGGACUCCUGUCGUUCCUUACCUGGUGGGUUGCUGCUUGCCUCUUUUCUACAAGCCUUUUUGGGCUUUUCUAUCACCAGUACCUGACUGUAGCAUGAACAGAUCAACUGAUAAGUAUGAAGUCAAAUUCCAGAUACAAACCCAGGUACCCAGGAGGAGGUGAAGAAAAAAAGAAGAAAGAUAUUUAUGAAGAGAAAACAUAUCAUAUUUUUUAAAAUCUUCCUCUGUGUUCUCAGGGUGAAUAUUCUUCAAAUGCUUAAAAUCACAACUGGGUUUGUUAGUUUUGUUACCCAAAUGGUAGGUAACUUAUUCAAUUCUAGUGGUAAGACUGAUAUUAUUAUGUGGCAGGCAUUGGUGUGCAUGUUUAAAUGUUACAACUUCAGAGUAUCUUGGUUUCCAUAAAGAGGAAGUCGCCUUUAACACUUAAAGAAUCAGCAGUCAGUAACUGAACUGUGUGAGUAGGUUCUGGUCAUGCUGAUGGUGGCUACUUGUUGAGUAUAAUAUUGAAACUGAGCCAUACAAUGGACAGAAAAAGGGGAUUUUAAAAAGUUCUGUUGGAUAUUUUUUGAUCACUUUUCAGCAUGAAAAAUGAAAUAAUCCAACAGGACAAAAGCAAUGCUGUAUAUUACAGUAAGGAAAGUUGUAUAAAAUUUCAAUUUAACAUAAGAAAAAAUGUAUGGACCUGGCAGGUAUUGCUGCCUAAAUAUUAUGCAGGAAUGCUUGCACAGUGAAAGGAGAGUUAUAGAAAAAUAAAUAAAUAAAUAACUUCAGUCCCUAAGUCAUUUUGAAGUAAUGGCCAUUUGUAUUGGUGCUAAUUUUGAUCCACAGAUUCCAUUCGGAUCUUUUAAAAUUUUUCUUUUUAGAUAAUAGAUAAAAUUCCAUUGAAUUCACAAAAUAGUAUAAUUAGACUAGUGAUUCCAAUUAAACAUUUCAAAACAAUACAGUUUAAUCCUGCUGACUGAGAGUGUAUGUAUCUGUGAUGUACAUAUAUAUAUAUAUAUAUAUAUAUUAUAUAUAAAAUAUAUAAUAUAUAUGGAGUUAUAAAGUAUGGAAUCUUUAUUUUAAAUUACUGAAUGUAUAUUACAGGGCCAUGGGAGAGGGAUAUAUAUGUAUCUAGUAAUUUCAAGAACCCAUUUGAAAUGAAAAUUAAAUUUUUUUGAAAGUUCAGUUGAAAGGGCUAUUUGUUUUUGGUGCCUCUACAAAGGUACUUAGCUCUACUAAAGAACUUAUGCUGUUCUGAAAGAAGAGAUCUGCUUCAUCUCUUAGUCUUGAAACUUCUGCUCUGUCAGAUCAUUUCCUUUAAUCAGUCUAAUUUGUGUUAACUUAGCCAUGCAGUAACAACUGGUAUCUCUUGGCUUCAGAAAUAAAUUUUCUGUGUAGUAAAACAGUUGUUGUAAGGAGGAACAAGCUUUAACUUCACAACUUUUGCUUAACUGGAGGGAUAGAGCCUACAUAUCAAGCCAUUGUGAAACAAUGGUUGAUGAAGUUUUGGAUAUUUUGUGUGAUGGGAUAACAGGACGGUUCAUAUGCAGUAGCUUUUUUUUAAAAAAAAAAAAAAGUAAAUAUUUCACUGUGCAGAGUUCAGUGCUUCUUUGACUAAUAUUGGCUAUUUUUAUGUUACUGUUCUAUUUUUUUCUCUUUGUGUACCACUUUAGCAUACAAUCAGCAUUUCUAAAUGAAAGAGUUUAACAAAUAUUAAAUAUGUUGCAAAAUUACCAUGUGGGAAAGCAAACUGCCAGUGAAUGCAGAAAAAUCAGAGUUUACACUGGUGAUAAACUGUCUUGCUAUGUCAAAUACCUUUUAAGUAUUUACUAACACUAGGAAAAGAUCUGCGUACACCAGCUAAUACCUACUGAAUGUGUUUGGGAUAUCUUGAGAACACCUUGCAUGACUUGACUGGUUUCAUUGCAGUGUAAUAUUUCAGUGCUACUGGUGCUGCAAGCUUUGUUUUUUUACACCAGCUUUCCAUGACUAACAAGGACAAAGAUUCAUCUGUGUAGAUUGGACUACAGUAUUUUACUUCAUAGAUUCAGGUCUUGAAAUAUUCCUAGGAUUUGUAUUUCAGAUGAAUAGAAUGAGAAAUCACAGGUGCAGUAAUACUGGAUCCAGUUUCUGUUAAUUCAGGAUAUUUCGUUAACAUAAGAAUAAUGCAAGCAUCUAAGUCAUAGGUGGGUAUCCACCUUUAAUGUUUCAGUCAUUAAACUAGUAAAACAAUGAAGUACAAAUUGAUACUGAUUGUAAACUUGACCCAAAAAGCUCACUGCAUGAGAUUGUUGCAGUUGAAGGAUAGGAAAAAGAUGACUUCAAAAUAAUGCUGUUUCCUUUAGCAUAGUGUGUAUUCUUGGAAGCUCAUAGAUAGAAGUGACUAUGGUUACAUAAUACUGACUUCGGCAGAGGACUGUGUGUAGCUCAGCUUUGCAGAGCUUUUGUUGAGGAAUCACACUGUUUUAUGUUUCAGAUAUCAUACAGUUCACAGUGAAAUAUGCGCUGGUUGAUGCUACCAUUAAGAUCAGUGCUUCUGGUUGUUAUUGUUCUGUUGUUCCAUGGAAUGGGAAGGAUGACCCUCUGAUCAGCAGUUUGAUCUGAGUAGGAGGCAGUUUUCUUUGGUUUUAUUUAAUCCGCACAUGAGGCUUACCGAAAACUGUAAUAUAGCAAUAAACGUCUUUGAACUUUAAGAUGAUAGUGAAAUGGGAUGAAGUAUAUUGCUAUAGUUGUGAGCAAUGCAUUUUGUAACUACCUUAUAUGACAUGCUCAGAAGUGACUUUUAAAAUAAAAUAGCAGCCUUGAUAGUUCUGACCUCCAUGUAUAUUAUGUAAACUAAGUAGUAUCUGCUCACUUGUUGAGGAAGUUCCUCUAAAACAGCAGCUGGCAAAUGUGUCCCCCCUACACCACCAUCCCCAGAGAGAUUUAUUGGCACUUUGUAGGGAAAAAGCAGCUUGCGAAAAUGGAAAAGCAGGUAGAAUAAGUCUGAAUUGCUAGUAAUUUUUAUUCAGGAUUCUUGCUUUUUCUUCACUGCCUACUUCAUUUUUGAGAGAGUUCAGAAGGGAAGAUGCCUUUGAUGAAGUUCAGAUCUCGUUUAUCACUCUGGUAAUGUGACUUACUGGCCUGAUGCUUUUAUUCUUUUUUCUGUUCACAACUUUUUCCUUGCAUUAGUUAUGAAGAACUGACCUAGCUAGAUUAGUUAACAUUUGUAUUUUGAUUAUUGUUUUGUGGGCUUGAAUUUAUUGGUCACUGCAGGACCAGUUCUUUAAAUAAUUUAAAUAAUUCCAAAGUCCAGCUGGAAUUUGAACAGAAUUACUAGUAGGUUAAAAACUCUUUUUCUAUUGCAGUUGUCCCUUCAGACAGAAAGUUAAGAUGGUAUUAAAUCCAUGUCUUCCAACAAGAUUCAGGAUAGUCCAAGUGUAGCAUUUGGGCUAGAGAAGUUAAAUGGGAAAAGGAAGUGGGACUUGAACAAACCUGCUUUUCCACUUUGCAAGCAGUGUUCUCAGGCAGCACUUGACCUUUGUUGAUCAUUUGAGGCUCUAGGAUUUUCCAGGUGUUGAAGGAACUGUGGCAGUUUUUUUCUCUUCUUGUUUUCUCUUGCAUGAGAAGCAAACAUGAGAAAAAGUAUUAAAUCAGUACAAGAGAAGAUCCUUUACAGGGGGAUGUGCUUUAGAAAACUCAUUUCUAUGGCAGUUGUUCUUCAACUUCUACCCACAAAUACUGGAAGAUAAGCAAAUAGAAAUGCGUACUUACCUGAAUUGUAAAGUCAUACUCACUACAAAAGAUGCCGUCAAGAUACAUCAUCUAUGCAAGUAGGUAGCAUAACUUUAAUGUGUAGAUAGGUAGUUAGUGCAGAGUUUUCAACUAACGUCAAAGAAGCAAUUAAAAUUAUUUUUAUUAUGCUGUACUGAAGUACAGCUGAAUUCUAAUAGAGGUCAUGGAUUGAACAGAAAAUGUAAAAGUAUCUUAUAUGAAAAUGUGUAAGGCUUUUUGAAGGCUCUACAAGGUAAAAUGCCACGUGUGUUUUUAUUCUCAAAGGAUUGUUUUAGACAUUGUCUUUUUUUUUU
Messenger RNA from Lagopus leucura (white-tailed ptarmigan), 5486 nucleotides. RefSeq names its product transmembrane protein 161B (gene TMEM161B). The coding region runs from base 75 to 1535 and encodes 486 amino acids. The transcript has 12 exons. NCBI's taxonomy places the organism in Eukaryota, Metazoa, Chordata, Aves, Galliformes, Phasianidae. The record is from RefSeq and is a predicted model, not a curated record.